Molecule: messenger RNA, 5925 nt
Organism: Phasianus colchicus (ring-necked pheasant)
Lineage: Eukaryota; Metazoa; Chordata; Aves; Galliformes; Phasianidae
Gene: SENP7
Product: SUMO specific peptidase 7
Biological process (GO): proteolysis; protein desumoylation
Cellular component (GO): nucleus; cytoplasm
Molecular function (GO): SUMO-specific endopeptidase activity
Source: RefSeq, a predicted model, not a curated record
CAGGAGGGUUGAAACUAGAUGAUCAUUGUGGUCCUUUUCAACCCAGGCCAUUCUAUGAUAUGGUAUGAUAUAGGGCUUGGAAGUUCUGGCAAUAUAUAUGUGAUACACAGGGGAGGGGCAGUACAAACUGAGGUGUAAUUAAACUAUGAAUCCACCUUCAGGAUUCUGACUGAAAUGGAGGUGAAAGUCUCAGUAGUAAAAUGGGGUCGACGAGGUGCAAUAUAAACUUCAUUUCGUUUGGUUAGAAAUUAUUGCAAAACAACCAAACAGCAACAAGGCGUUCUCCGUAGCUCACAAUUUCCCCUCCUUUAGCACUAGCUUCCUUUAGCCCCGCUGUUCGUGCGGCUCAUCAAUUCGCCGAACGCGAGCCGGCAGCCACUCGCUCAGAGUCACACCCGCUUUCCCCUCUAGGUCCCUAUCGGGCUGUGGGAGAAAGUCAAAGCCGAGCGCUGCCACAGCUGCCAAGGGCGGAGCCUUGCUGCGGGCGGGCAGGCCUGCGAGGGGCCGCCUGCGGGGUUGGCGCUGGGGCAGCCGUUGCUGAGCAGGAGGGGCCGGUUCCCCCGGCUCGGGCGGGGCUCUACCCGGAAGUAACCGGCGGAGUUGCGCAGGGGGCGGUGGCGGGGCCUUAGCGAACGGCAGCAACGGCAGCGAUAACAACAACAACAACGGCGGCGGCACAGCGUGGAAAAAGUCAUGGAAGGAAGACCAUCACCUUCAAGUCAUGUCAGUUUUCGUAUACCAAAGAAGAAACCAAACAACAAGUCAGAGGAUGUUCAAGUUCAGUCCCCUUUGACAAGGCUCCCAGGCUCUCAGCAUUGGGACUACCCUUUAAGAGAGUGGCGAUUAAGUGCCAGCAACAGAGAGACUUCUACAAAAGGAAGAAGGCAAAGGGAUUGUGAUAGAUGCAGCUCUAAUGAUGAAGAAUCAAUUGGGCAACCCAAAGUUAUCUUGACGAAUGUCCUGAGGACGAAAAUAGGAAGAAAAUACACACAAGCACAACCUAAAACUGAUGCUAAUUUUUCUGAUGCUGGCAAGCUGCAGUCAAAUCAACCACCCUCAUCAUCUGUUGCCAGCCUAAAGAUAUGGCAAAUUUUAAACCCUGCUCUCCACAGCCCUUUUCUGUCUAAAAGGCAACCUCAAGUUAUCUUGACGAAUGUCCUGAGGACGAGAAUUGGAAGGAAAUACGUGGACAGUCACAUAUUAAUUGAUUCUAAUUUAUCUGAUGCUGAGAAAUUACAAUUGGGUCAACUAGCUUCAUCAUCUGUUGCCAGCGCACAAACGUGUCAAAUAUUAAGUUCUCCUCAUGAAAGUUCUUUUCUGUCUGAAAGGGCAGAGCAUUGCUUGACAAAGUCAGAUGGCAAUCUUUCUAAGGAACCAGAGAGAGGUAACGUUGUCUUGACCUUUAGAAGACGAAAGCUGGAGAAGAAAGAAAACAAGAGCUCUGAUGAACUGGAUAAGAAGAGAAAAAACAUGAACACUACCUCUCCUAGUUGGAAGGGAUCAAGCUCUUUGGAUUCUGAGAAAAGGAAAAGAAGAUUUAGUGGCCAUAUUUCCGAUGAUUGUAAAGAACACAUUCCAGAAAAAUUGCUCCUACAGUCUAAAGAGCAAAGAUUAAGUUCAACUCGCUCUUCUGGCUGCAGAAUUCCUUGUGAAGAUGAACAAGAUCACAAAUCUAACAUGGUGCAGGAUUGCGUUGCUCAGACAUUGGAGAGAAACUGUAAAGGCACUCCUACCAGUAAGCAAUUAAGACCUGUUCACAGCUGUUCAGAGGAGGCUUGCUCUGAGUCUGCUCCCAGUAAUUUGUCAGAAAAACAGCUUGCCACUAGUGUUUCACCUCGAGUUAGUACCAUCAGGAAGGUAAAGAUGGACACAUCACAGUACCUGAACAAAUUGAGGAACAGAAUCGGCAGGAGUAAUCGGCUACUUGUUUCAGCUGAUCCAAUUGUCCUCUCCAGUGAUGAAGAAGACAGAUCUUCUGAACCAAAGGAUGAAGAACGACUUUCUGAACCAAAAUGCAUGGAACAACUGCAGGAUAGUAUCACUGAUGUUCAAGAAAUAGACCAACAGUCUGAUGACCAUUUCUCUGAAAAGCUAUUGGAAGAUAAUGUGGAAAGUCACACAGAGCAGCUUUUAACAAAGUCAGAUGAAGAUAAAUGUGCCUCCAACUUGCCUUCUGGAACUGUACAUAGUGAACAGAUGAAGCCAGCAUUAGAUUUUGAAUUUGAAAGCCUAUACAUUGGGAGAUUUAAAUGGUCAUCAACAGGUCCUGUUAGGUUUAUGACCAAGUAUAUUACAAUACCAUUUCAAGUGGCACUUAAUAAGAAUAUUAAGCUGAGUGUGGAUACCUUGGAUGUGAGAAGGUUUGGCUUGUGGAAAAAUGAUGGUGGCUGUUCUUCAACAACAAUAAUUUUCAUUUGGUUGUCUGUGGAUUAUUUAGAAAAGAUUGAAACCCAAUUAGGAAAACGUGUUAGCAGUGAACCAUCCAAAUCUAGUGAAUUUAUUUUUCUUGAACUGUCCCAACCACUCACAGAACAAGAAGUCAUCAGGCUGUCUGAAUUAAUUACAGAGAUAAGCAAGAAAAACAGAGCACCAGAUCUCCCCGAACUGUUGUCUUUGAAGCAAGUUUUACUCUUGUUUAAGGACUUGUCUCCUGAAGAGAGCUCUUUUAUAAGUUCCAGUGAGGAUCUGCUAAAGCAGUGUGCAACAAAAGAGAGUAUCUCGUUUGCUCAAGACCCUACAUUUCAGAAACCAAAACCAAAAGUGGCCAGGCCCAGUUAUGCCCUUGCGAAUAAGCAGAAUAGUGGUUGCUAUUCUAUCUCUCUAUCCUCUGCACUGGAUGAAGAAUGGAAAGAAGUAGGAGAAUCUGGAGCAGUUAAGAAUCUGAUUGUUUAUCCACCCCCACCUGCAAAAGGAGGACUUGGAGUCACGAGGGAAGACCUAAAAUGCUUAGAAUACGGAGAGUUUCUUAAUGAUGUCAUCAUUGAUUUCUAUCUUAAAUACCUGUUGUUGGAGAAGGCACCAAAACAUCUUGCUGAGCGUACACACAUUUUUAGCAGCUUCUUCUAUAAAUGCCUGACGAGGACAGAAAAAUUCUCUGAGGAAGAUCCCAAAGUUUCAGUGGCACAAAGAAGACACAAAAGAGUAAGAACAUGGACUCGUCACAUAAACAUCUUCAGUAAAGAUUAUAUCUUCGUGCCUGUGAAUGAGGAGUCUCAUUGGUACAUUGCAGUUAUCUGUUUUCCUUGGUUAGAAGAAACUGUAUAUGAAGAAUGUUCUCAUUGGAAUUCAUUUAACCUAUCUCCACUUCAGUCAGAAAACAAGAGUGAGGACUCUGUAAUUGGUUCAGUGUUGGCCUAUUCUGAAGAAGAAACGGAUGCAAACAGAAUUUUAUUCUCCAAAGUUGGCAAUGAAUCUGCUGAUUCUGCCUCAGUCCUGGAUUCAGGUAUUUCUAAAAUCUCCUUAAAUAAUUCCAAAAGGCAAAUUUGUAAAAGGCCUUGUAUACUGAUCUUAGAUUCUUUGAAGGCUGGUUCUGUGCAGAAGACAGUUCAGGUUUUGAGAGAGUAUCUUGAAGUAGAAUGGGAAGCUAAACGAAAAACACAUCGUGAAUUCAGUAAAUCAACAAUGAUUGACUUUUAUCCAAGAGUGCCUAAACAAGAUAACAGUAGUGACUGCGGGGUGUAUUUGCUACAAUAUGUGGAAAGCUUCUUCCAGAAUCCCAUAGUUGACUUUGAACAGCCAGUGCAUCUGGAGAAGUGGUUUCCUCGUCAGCUGAUCAGAAGCAAAAGAGAAGAAAUCCAAGACCUGAUUUUGCAAUUGCACUUUCAGCAGCUCAGAGGCAGCAGAAGCUAAUAAAUCCCAUCUACCAGAACUGGCAAAGAACUAUUGUAUAAAAUACCUGGAACUCUGCUUAGCAGCAUUUUGGCUCUGUCUGCCUUGCGAGGAAGAAAAAAAAUGUUUUUUUGUUUGUUCAUUAUGUAUUUAUGUAAAUAAUUAUUUUACUUUGGGUUCAGUGAUGAUAGAAUGCUGUUGGAGGGGAGGGUGGUGGAAGAGAAGGUUGUAAAUAAGUGUAAAUACGUAAGUUAAAGCUAAUACAUGUGACUUGCUAAUUGAUUUUUUUAACUUGGAAUAUGAAAAUGUGUACAGGUAUGUGCAACAAAGAUGUAAAAAUAUUUUGAUCUUUUGGAGCCUGUUCUUUACAAUUCUAUAUAAACUUUAAGAGUUGGAUGAGCACAUAGGAGUCAGGCCCAAAGAUGGGUUUCUGACCUUAUACUGUGUCUCUUUCUACUUUGCAGUUCAUACAGAUAUGAAUACUAUGUAUUGUUUUAAUUUAAGGAUAUAAUACUGAUUCUCUUUAGAGAUUUUUUGUUGUUGUUGUUCUGUUUUGUUUCUGAUAAUAUACAGAAAUAGUUUGCAUUUAUCAGAAUAUUCUGCUGGGAUUUGACACUUCUGGGUUUUAAUUUUUUUCCUCCCUAGCAUUUCCAUCAUAAAAAUUUAUUUGCUUGAGAGUGAAUCUUGAAAUCUUCUGAAGUCAGAAGUGGGCUCUUCUGAAUGCCCUUUAUGAUAACUCUCUUCUUGUCAGAUUUUAGAAAUCUUGUUCUCAAAGUACAUGCUGCUACAGUACAUGUAGGCAAUAGAUUUUUACUCCUAAUUACUUUAUUUUUGGGAGUUACUCCUGUGAGUCUUAAAGGCAUCAUUUGCAUUAGAAAAGCAAGUAGACUGUGGCUCAAUAAGAUUGAGAUAUUUGAGAAAUAAGCAUGUUUUCGUUUAGAAAGGAUGUGGCUAUAUGUAAUAUGUCUUUAAGACAUGUUGCUUAUAUAUAAGACAUACAGGAUUUAUACUUUAUUUGGGAGAAUUCAGUAAAGGCACCCAAAUAUUCAACUCAGGACUUGAUUUGAUAAACUAGCGGAAGUUUAUCAUAGUCUGUAUAUAUAUUUAUUUAGUUUUUCUCAGACAGUUGUCAUGGAAAACUUUAAUAACAUUUUGGUAUGCACACACUUUUUCCCGUAGUUAUUACACGAUAGAUGGUGGCUGUUUUGAGAGGAUGCUUUCUCCUGUUACCUACAGUAAGUUUCUUAAGUAUCAUAGUACUCCCAGAAGAACCAUGUUGCAGAUAACCACCAAAGCCAUUUGUAUAAUAAGCAUAUCUGCAAAACUAGAGGUCUCAAAGGAGGUAGGCUUAAAAAAUCAAAGUAAAAAUUGAGGGCAUUUGAAAGACAUGGACAAAUUUGUAGUGUGGCAGAAUUCUCAGGGCCCCUUUCCUCAAGGCAACUCUGACACCUGAUUUGGAAAAUCCAGUCAUUGCUUCAGGUUCUACAAGUCAUCCAAAAAACCUGACAAAAAACGGCGUUGUUUCUCAAACCAGGAAGCAUUCUUUCUGAAGAGCAGAAACAAUUUCAGAACAUAAUUUGCUGAGUGCAGUUACUUUUUGUGUAACUGGGCAGCCUAGUGCACUUAUCUUGUUUUUUUUUUUUUACUUCGUUUCUAGUUCAGCUCAGUAGUUUAUCACUACUCCCACCAAUAUCUGUCACUCUCAUCGCAGAAAUUUGUGUGACUUAUCUCACAAACCUCAUCACCACCAUUUCUCACUCCCAGGGAUAAUCUUUGUAUUUAUUGUAAGAGAUAAAUGAUAAAAUGCAGAAAUGUGUGUGCUUUUUCUCCACACCUUUUUAAUGGAUGAAAUAUUUUCAGUGUUCCCUUAUUAAGAAUACUUUGGACUUUUUCUUACAAUAAAAUUGGUUUAUAUCAUAAAGCAAUAUUUAUUCUCUUUCAGAUUAACUGGUUUAUACGUAGAUAUUUAAAAGAUAUGUAUAAACUUUUCUAAAUUGGUUUUAUAACAGCAAAGGAUUGACUUUGUAGGUUAAUGUUAGCGAUUUGCUAUGGGGAUGCCAAUACAUUUGAUAAUAAAAACCUCCAGAAGUCACUGAA